AGACGUGCUCAUCACGGUUGGAGGCGUUGAAUUUACUAUGACACUUUAUAUACUUCCCUUGAUUGGCCUCGACUUGGUUCUCGGUGUUCAGUGGCUUAGUGGCUUGGGACCAACUGUUCGUGAUUGGAAGGCUCAAACCAUGGAGUUUCGCUGGGCUAAUAAGGUUCACAAGCUACACGGCUUACAACCUCAACUACAGGAAGCACGGUUACAUGAAGUGGAAAAAGAGGCACGUAACGGACAAACUCUAUUUGCUAUUCAGGUGGACCAUAACGCAACAACGGCAUCGGUUAUACCCGACGAUUUAAAGGCCCUAGUCCGUGAAUAUGACGAAUUAUUCAAGCAGCCAACACAGCUUCCUCCACAUCGAACAAUUGAGCAUCGCAUAGCCUUAAAGGAAGGAACGGAUCCGGUUAAUGUGCGCCCAUAUCGAUAUGCACACUUCCAGAAAAAUGAAAUUGAAAGGCAGGUUAGUGAGAUGUUACAAACGGGUAUAAUCCAGCCUAGUUCAAGCCCUUUUUCGUCUCCAGUACUUCUAGUUAAGAAAAAGGACGGUACGUGGCGUUUUUGUACCGACUAUCGUGCAUUGAAUUCGGUGACGAUAAAGGACCGGUUCCCUAUACCAACGGUCGAUGACAUGUUGGAUGAACUCCAUGGGGCAGCAUUCUUUACAAAAUUAGACUUAACGGCUGGAUACCAUCAAGUUCGUAUGCAUACGGAUGAUGUUCCAAAGACGGCUUUUCGCACACACAACGGUCACUAUGAAUAUUUGGUAAUGCCGUUUGGCCUGUGCAAUGCACCAUCAACAUUCCAAGCUCUCAUGAAUGACAUUUUCCGGCCUAUAUUGCGAAAAUUUGUUUUAGUCUUCUUUGACGACAUUCUCGUAUAUAGCCCGACUUGGGACUCUCACAAGUCGCACGUGGAGCAGGUUUUUUCUAUUCUCCGACAACAAAAACUGGCGGUCAAGCUUAAAAAAUGUGAGUUUGGGCAACGUGAGUUGGAGUACCUAGGCCAUAUAAUCUCGGAUGCUGGAGUCAAAGUGGAUAAAUCGAAGAUACAAGCAAUGUUAGAUUGGCCUACACCAACGACGAUUACGGAGUUACGUGGAUUUUUGGGCUUAACCGGUUAUUAUCGAAAGUUUGUACAAGACUACGGAAUCAUAGCCCGACCUUUGACCAACCUCUUGCGUAAGGGCUCCUUUGGCUGGGGACCAGAGGCGGAUAAAGCUUUCCUUAAGCUGAAAGACGCCAUGACAACAACGCCAACGUUAGCUUUGCUGGAUUUUACUAAAACUUUUGUCAUACAAACUGAUGCGUCCGGAGAUGGUAUUGGGGCGGUAUUGACUCAAGAUGACCAGCCAAUCGCAUUUAUGAGUCGCUCUUUGGGGGUUACAAAGAAGUCAUGGUCGACAUACGCACGAGAAAUGUUGGCUAUUGUGGUUGCUAUUCGGACGUGGAGGCCAUAUUUGAUUGGACGACACUUUAUUAUUCAAACAGAUCAGCGGAGCUUACGUUACCUCUUGGAACAACGGAUUUUGACCCCGGAGCAUCAUGACACGCCUAUGGGGGGGCAUUCCGGUGUGUUACGGACUUACAAACGUUUGGCUCGACUGUUUUACUGGCCAGCAAUGCACCGGGUCGUCAAACAGUACGUCGCUGAGUGUGAAAUUUGUCAACGCGCCAAGUCGACUUCUCUUGCACCGGCCGGGCUUCUCCAACCAUUACCUAUUCCGGAUCAAGUUUGGGAGGAUAUCUCCAUGGACUUUGUGGAUGGACUACCUCGUUCGAAUGGUCAUACAACAAUUAUGGUAGUGGUUGAUCGGUUGACAAAGUCAGCUCAUUUGGUUCCCUUGGCUCACCCCUAUACGGCUAAGGUCGUCGCAGCUAAAUUUGUUGAUUAUAUUGUCAAAUUACACGGUAUGCCCCGGUCAAUUGUCAGUGACCGCGAUCCCAUUUUUGUGAGCUUGUUUUGGAAAGAGUUUUGGAAAUUGGCAGGUACAAAGUUGCGGAUGUCUUCCGCCUAUCAUCCACAGACGGAUGGUCAAACAGAGGUGGUUAAUCGGUGUAUCGAGCAGUUUUUACGUUGUUUUGUUCAGAACCGCCAUACACAAUGGAGUUCUCUUCUUCCUUGGGCCGAGUUUUGGUAUAAUACUUCGUAUCAUUCGUCGACGGGUACUACUCCUUUCCAAGCUCUAUAUGGUCGGCCACCGCCUGCGAUUCCACAGUAUGACGUCGGUUCUUCGACGCUCGCAGAGAUCGAUGAGCAACUCGCUUCUCGCGAUGAGCUCCUUUCCGAGUUAAAACACCAGCUACAUAAGGCUAAUAACCGGAAUAAGCAGUUGGCCGAUGCAAAACGUCGAGAAGUUACUUUGGAAUGUGGCAGUUGGGUUUACCUUCGUCUCCAGCCGUAUCGGCAGCGGUCAGUGUUACGCCGGACGUCGCAAAAGCUUGCACAUAAAUAUUUUGGACCCUUUCAGGUCGAGGAACGGGUUGGUGAAGUGGCUUAUCGUCUCAAGUUACCUUCCGGGUCCCGAAUACAUCCAGUCUUUCAUGUUUCUCUACUUAAGCCGCAUGUGGGAACGACAAUGCCGGCGCCGGGAGCUCUUCCGCCGUUACGAGAGAGUGGCUAUUUGCACUUACAGCCGGAGCAAGUCUUACGUCGGCGAUCAGUUGCGACGGGGACCACAUCGCAUUCCGAGCUCUUAAUCAAAUGGAAAGGCCUUUCUCCGGAAGAUGCUACAUGGGAGGAGGAGAAGCAGGUUCACGCCAGCUUUCCGGAUUUCAUUUUGAACCUUGAGGACAAGGUUAUUGUUCGUGGGGAGGGUAUUGAUGGGCCUAUAUGUGGUAGUCGGCCCGUUCGAGAAAGAAGGCCUAAUCCGCGAUACAUGGAUUAA
Capsella rubella is the source of this 2893-nucleotide messenger RNA. RefSeq lists its product as uncharacterized. Bases 38 to 2893 code for a protein of 951 amino acids. Gene Ontology annotation, molecular function: nucleic acid binding. The transcript has a single exon. NCBI's taxonomy places the organism in Eukaryota, Viridiplantae, Streptophyta, Magnoliopsida, Brassicales, Brassicaceae. Gene Ontology annotation, biological process: DNA integration. The record is from RefSeq and is a predicted model, not a curated record.